Patella vulgata (common limpet) is the source of this 4666-nucleotide messenger RNA. RefSeq lists its product as uncharacterized. The transcript is spliced from 5 exons. Lineage: Eukaryota; Metazoa; Mollusca; Gastropoda; Patellidae. The coding region runs from base 187 to 1635 and encodes 482 amino acids. The record is from RefSeq and is a predicted model, not a curated record.
UCUUUCUGAAUAAACAAACACAGAAAUGUCAUUUUUUAUCUGAUUUUUAUCUUGAAUAGUGUCAUCAUUAACUGACCGUACAAUAUGCCUUGAGAAAACUACCCUAAUGUCAGACAUUGUUGUUCUGAAAUUUUAGUCAUUUGAAGUGUCUGUGGAAACAUCUGUGUAAUGAGAUAGAGAAAAAGAAUGUUUCAUACUUCUCAUAUCCGUGUCCCACAACACCGACGACCCACCACCCUGAGGACAUUUGUAACUUCAUCAUUUUCCAGUCCCCAUGACAAGGCACCAAGUCCUAGAGGACCAUUGUUUAUUGUAGUGGCUGGAGUCUUGUUGUUGGUGGGAAGUUUUCUAACAUGGUUUGGAUUUAACGAUGUGUUUGGUGGUAAGAUAGUGAUUGGACCGUUAUUGAUUAUAUUGGCUCUAAUACUGAUGCUGAUCUGUACACGACAGUUUUUUCUGGCUAGAAAACAUAACCGUAAUAGACUUCAGCUUGGACCAAUAGGACAAGGCACAUUACGAGCCGUGGUAGUUGAUCAUAAUGAUGGACUGGGAGCUGUUACGGUAAUCAUGGAUCCACUGGAUGUAGAUAGCAGCCAAUCGAAUAGGUGUUCGGUAAUGGAGAAUUAUGCACCACCGACAUAUAGUGAAAUAGCAGAGGGAAAUAGCUCAACCUAUCGUCCAUACUCUCCACAAAAUCAGGAUGAGCCUCCUCCACCAUAUAUAGACGCAAUCUUAUCCAAUGGAAAUAACUUUACUCUUCAUCUUCCGAAAUAUGAAGCUAUCAGUGGUAGACGAAGUCCUGUCCCGAAGUACGAAGAUAUUUUCUUGACAUCUAAUCUGCCUGGUUAUGUACCAUCUUGUCAUUCUCCUGUUUGUCUGUCUCACAACCACAUUUCUCCAUCCCCGCAUCAAAUAUCCUGUCAUGUCUGUGUCUCUUGUAGUCCUAGUCAACCAGCUUGUGUUAAUUCAAGCUGUAGUCCUAGUCAACCAGCUUGUGUUAAUUCAAGCUCCCCUAAUACGACACCACACAUGACCCAUUCAUGUAGCAUGUCACACACUUGUUGUUCUGUAAACCAAAAUCAGUUGCCUAGCCACCAAGGCCUCCAAUCAUUAGCCUGUCAUCUCCAUAGCAAUGCUAGCCAAGGUCAAGGUCAAGACCAAAGUGAAAGUCAUUAUUCAAAUGCUAGUCAGUGUCAUAUUCAGCAAUCCCCAUGUUGUGUAAAUCACUGUUGUAGCUGUUCUCAUACGCCCCCUUCCUGCUCACCUUGUUCUCCUCAUCAGACAGUUCAUCGUGCAUGUGUGAGUAACCAUUUCACCUUCCCAUGUGCACACAGUAUUUACCCUUGCUCUAACCACACCUCUAAUGUGACCAGUCAAAAUGAAGAUACCAAUCUAAUUAAUCAGGACCAAAGUCAGAACCAAACAGAAAAUACAAGUACACCAAUCACCAUAUCUGUUACUGAUAUAAGUAGCACACCGCAGCAAGGGUGUGCUGUUAACAAUUUGAUAGACAAUUCAGAAGAGAUAGUUGGAAAUGAUGAUAAUAUUGACCAAUCAAGAGUUAACGAUGCUGUGAGUAACCCCCCAAUUAGAAUAUACUGUACACCUACCCAAGAUACAGAACAUACCUUUUAAGUUUUAGAGACAACAGGAAAUGUCUCAUAGAAUAGACAUUAAAAUGAAAUUGUAAUACAUGUUUUACAGUGGUAAUAAUUGUAUUAUUUUAGACUGUGUUUAUAUUAUUAUUAUGAAUUAGUCGUUCGUGGUGUUUGAUCUCAUUCCUUUCAGUAGUCUGCAAGUAUUCUUACCAUCAUGGAAUAUUCCAGAGCUCAGGAGAUAAGAGUGUACCAGGAAUAUUCCACAAUGUAUAUUCCAUCUGGUAGAUUAAAGGGAUAACAAGCCAGGAAAAAAGCCAAAUAUUAUAUUUGCUUGUCUUAAAUAUAAAUAAUUUUGUUUGCCCACUUACUCUUGUUGUCUCUUUAACUCUAGAUAGCAUGGAUUUAAUCAGUGUCGAAUAUGGAUGAAUAUGGGCUCUAGGCUAUUUUGCCUAUGAGGCCUAUCCCAAUACCCCACCCUCACAACUAUAUGAAGAUGAAAGUGUGUUUUGAACAUAAGUGGUGUAAGAUAGACUUAUGACAGUGUCAAAAAUAUUAUACGCUUUGGCCAAAGUUCCCAUUUGAUAUUGGGUUAUUCGUUUGGCUAACUAAAAAAAAAUACCUGGGUUUACAGUUACUUGGCCACAAAAAAUAGGACCAGUCGGAAAAUCGUUUUGUUUUUGUGGGUUUCGAAGGUUGAGAAUGGAUAUAAUUAAACAUACAUUAUGCAAGCGCUAAAUCUGCCUAUUGCAUGUUUUUCUUUAGGCCUGAAAUGUUAUCUAAAUUAUUAAUAAGACAUUAAUUAACUUAUCCAGACCAUAAUCAACUCUCGGUGGCAUUGCUAGCCUGCGAUGUUUAUUGGAUUAGGUUCCUAUUUGCUUUUUGACUUCCAUUCAUAAUUUAAUCAUGAAAUGAAUAAUCAAGACUAUGUUUUUUAUCGUACCGACUUUAGUAAUGAUGAUCGAGGCUAGGCGAAAAAUUCGUUCAAUUGCUAAAAUCUCGGUUCAGAGUGGAUCAAUUUGACUGAAAUUUUCAGCAAAUUCGCUUUACAGUAUCUUGUUUUUAACUAUUAUAGUGAGAACUGCCAGCUCUUUAUCUAAUCUCCCAUAUUGUAUCUUUAAGUGAACUAAUAAAUUAAUUUUUUAAUCAACUACAUAGAUACUUGCAGUCUACAGCCUUUGUUAUGUAAGUUUUAAUAGCUACUGUAAAGUGUUUAUUAUUUAUUUCCUAGCUUUUCAAGAUUCAUUAGACAGAUGAACUGUAAAAUAAUGCCAAUUUAGACUGUUAUAAUACUGAAAGUUCAGUCUCUGCAGAAAACCGACCCAUGAAAUAUUUAUAAUUCCUGGGAAAUGAGAAAAAAAUAUUUCAGGGUCAGCAAUUUGGACCAAAAAUGAAAUGAAAUGGAGUUUAACGUCCUACUGUUCUGCUCCUAACCUGGGCUAAUGAAGACGGGCAUACGCCAUACAGUGUGCUAUGAGGGAAAUUUUGCCCGGACAGCGGCACUACGGCCUACUCUUAUAUCGAAUUCCAACUGCCAAUGUGUACACGGGACCUCGGUUUUUUGUCCCAUCCGAACGACUAGACAGCUUCCCUUGUCAGCCCCUCCGUCCUGCAUCACUGACAAGGGAGAACCACGCCGGAAAAUAUGGAUGAACUUUCUCGGCCAAUGCAGGGAUCGAACACCCGACCUCCAUGCUAGCGAGCUAGCGUCUUACCCACUUAGCCACGGGACUAAAAAGGUAACUGUAAAGACAGAUAAUUUUUUUUUUUUUUGACCUUAUGUAUUGUGUAAAAGAAUAGGAUACAGUAAUAUGUAAAUUAUGCUUUUAUAUUAUAAUUUAUAAAAACAAUUUAUUUAUAAAUGUUAGAAUUAAAAAUCUAUAUGAGUGAUUAAUUUAUGAUUGAAAGACUUGUUUUAUAUGUAUUAUAACUAUUUAUGCAGUGUUUUACAAUGGUUUACUACUAAAGUUUUGCCAUCUGUUAUUUAUAGAUCUGACUGUUUGUGAACCAGCUUCAUUUGUACUAAAUGUUUUGUGAUAUGGAUGUUGGUGCACAUUUUUAUGUGUAUAUUUAUGAAUAUUGUUUAUUGAAUAUUGUUUUAUGAAUUUUUACCUAGAUUGCAUUUCCAUGGUGCUUUAGUAAUAUACUAAAAUAUUUAAAGAGAGUUGGCCUACCCUUCACAUAAACAUUUUAGUUAAGACUGAAAAGGUUGGAUUUCAAGUAGACGAACUGACGUAUCGUUUCUCUCCAUUAGGUUACAUGGAAGUUAAUUGUAAGUGCAGGAGGACCGCACUACAUGCAAAGAAAAACGACAAGACAAACCUGAGGACAAGACAAACUACAUAGUCAUUGCAAGAUAUAAACAACAAAUAUUUCUUGGGGGGCCAGCAAAUUUGAAAAGUAGACCUAAAAAACACUACAAUGUUUUAAUUACUGGGGCGGUAAAUUGUUAUGAAACUUAAGAAUUUUGAUAGAGUUUCCACUUAAAAAGAAGAUUCUCCUACAAAGCAUAUAAAAAUAUAAUUUGAUAUAAUGUGAGAAACACUGCCUUGCCUUAUUUGCAUAUUCAGACUAAUAGUGCUAAUGCUAAUUUACUUAGUUAACGGAGAUGACCAGUUGUUGGAAUUUUUUUAUAUUAUAUUCAUAAUGCAGAACUUGUUUCUAAAAUGCUGAACAUCCAUUAAAACACAAGUGCGGGACAUCAUAUGUCAUGAUUUGUGAAUAAAACCACUCGCUUGUGUUAUAAUGUCUAAUCUUUGUACUCUUAUGGCUUUGCUUUGUUUACAGUGGAGAAGAAGAAAGUUACCUUUAUAAAUGUCGCAACCAACUGGUUAAUUUGUUGAGCUUGAUUGAAAUGAAUUUCAUAUAAAGAAUUGCAACGGCUGAACUUAUCCUUUAAUUAAAAAUGAUUAACUUGAGACAUCCCGCAGUCCGUUUAUUUUCCUGUUUGAUAUUUAAGAUAUUGUUUUUAUUAGCUAAUUUUUAUUAUCAGAUUAUUACUAUAGAGAUGUUGUGUUUUCAUACAAAUUUGUGAUGUUAUUGUUGUAUGAAAGAUAUUGUUAUCUAUUGUG